GGGGGGGGGGGGGGGGAAGCAAACGGAGAUGUGCAUGACAGCCUUGUGAUUGUGACACCGUUCCUCUUUCUCUCCGUCACCGUCCCUCAAACCCCAUACGGCGCCGUUUCCUCUUUCCUCUGUCGUUUCUUUCCCUUCUCCCCUCUCUCUGUACCUCUCGAUGCGUUUCUUUAUCUGAUUCCGCGUUGUCGUUUUCUCUCUGCUUUGCCUUCGCUUCGAGUCAACGCUCCUUUUAAUUGCCGUUUCGUCGAUUCAUACACUCAAAGCACCCUCUUCACGCGGUUUUCUCUCAGGUUUUAAUCGGUGUCGUUUCAUGAAUAAUUGAGUCACGUGCGGGAAUUAGUUUUGGUUAUGGAUGCUCCAUUGCCAUUGGAUAAAUUAGCUUUAAAUUUGAUUAGUAACGAACCUUCCCCUAAAAACACAAGAAGCAAGGUAUAUGUGAUUCUGGUUGCAACUGGAAGCUUUAAUCCACCUACUUUCAUGCAUUUGCGCAUGUUUGAGCUUGCAAGAGAUGUGUUGAAUUCAGAAGGAUACUGCGUAAUUGGAGGCUACAUGUCACCUGUAAAUGAUGCAUACAAGAAAAAGGGCCUAAUGUGUGCUGAGCAUCGACUACAAUUAUGUCAUUUAGCUUGCAAAAGUUCAGAUUUUAUAAUGGUUGAUCCAUGGGAGGCAAAUCAGAUCACAUAUCAACGCACUUUAACUAUUCUCUCCAGAGUUCACAAUUCUAUUAGUGAGACUGGGUUGGUAUCUAAAGAAUCCCUGAAAGUCAUGCUUCUCUGUGGUUCUGAUCUCUUUCAUUCUUUUGGCAUUCCUGGAUUCUGGAUUCGUGACCAGGUUAUGACUAUAUGCAAGGAUUAUGGAGUAGUCUGCAUUCGCAGAGAAGGACAAGAUGUUGAGAAGACUAUAUCUAAAGAUGAAAUUUUGAAUGAAAAUCAGGAUAAUAUCAAAGUUGUGGAUGAACUUGUACCAAAUCAAAUUAGCUCAACGAGAGUAAGGGAUUGCAUUGCAAGAGGGUUAUCAAUAAAGUACCUUACUGCGGAUGAAGUGAUUGACUAUAUCAGACAACAAAAAUUAUACUUGAACUUAGACGAUAAAUGAUUACUAUUGUUGUUCAUGACAUUCUGUAUGAUUCAGUUUGGGUCUCUGCAAUCCCCAUAAAUUAUUAACUGAGCCUAUUUUCAAUAAACAAUUGAAUAUUGAGUUGUAGAUUUGCAGAUAAGUAAACAUUGAAAAAUCAAUAAAGCUAAUAUCAAAUAUUUUUUUGAGUAUU
Messenger RNA from Abrus precatorius (Indian licorice), 1270 nucleotides. RefSeq names its product nicotinamide/nicotinic acid mononucleotide adenylyltransferase-like. Gene Ontology annotation, biological process: NAD+ biosynthetic process. Bases 352 to 1098 code for a protein of 248 amino acids. The transcript is spliced from 11 exons. The record is from RefSeq and is a predicted model, not a curated record. Lineage: Eukaryota; Viridiplantae; Streptophyta; Magnoliopsida; Fabales; Fabaceae. Gene Ontology annotation, molecular function: nicotinamide-nucleotide adenylyltransferase activity; nicotinate-nucleotide adenylyltransferase activity.